AAGGCCAAACAGAUCCUGGACGCUGCCCUCCAGGACGGCUCCUUCCCACUGGGCUUUCUGAAGUCCAUGGCAGUAGGAGUGGCUCGCUCGGGGAAGACGCUCUCCAAGAAUCACGUCUUCAAAUUUGAUGUGCGACCCGAACUUCUCCGUUAGUACAGGAUUGUGUGAGGCUCCGAUCUUGGCCUUUCGACAGCUUACUUUGGAGCUGAUCAAAGCUUUGCCUUCUGCAGAGGGGUUCGAACUACUCAAGUACGAGGAUAUCAAUCAAUUUCUGGCUUACGUGGUUCGCAAGGGUUUGCUUAAAGGAAGGGUAGCGAAAGUGGUGAAAGAAAUGGUGCAGGCUGCUAGCAAAGGCUCCAGUUCAUCUGAUGGAAGUGAGGGUGUAGCUGCAAGUAGUGUAGGCACUGGUUCAGGUGAUAGUGCAGCCUCAACAGCUGUAGUCAGCAAAGUUGUGGCCAAGACUAAGGAAGAAAAGCCACUCUUCAAGCUGCAGAUAAUCCUGUUCCUGGACAGCGGAGGACAGCCUCAAUUCCACGAGGUCGUUGCAGCCUUCAGUCACAACGUGUCCCUCGUCCUGGUCUUCAUCAAGCUCAACGAGCGUCUGGAUGCUCUGUGCACCAAUGCCUUCACCGACGAGGAAGGAAAGUGGUUUACGGAGCAAUGCCCCUCACUGCUCACCAACGAGCAGAUGGUGGUCCAAUUUGUCCACACCAUGAUGUGCAAGCCCGUGACCGGCAGCGAAGGCAUGCACACCAGGUUCAUGGUGAUCGGCACUCACAGGGAUCUGAUGCACGAGUGCGACGAAACCCUGGCACAGAAGAACAAGAGGCUGGCCAGCCUGUUUCGACCGGUUCCGGAGGAAGACCUGGUCAUGAAUGGCAACGACAUCAUCUUUGCCGUCAACGCCAAGAAUCCCGACGAGAAUGACGACAAAUGCUUCGAUCUGAUCCGCGAGAAAGUGGCGGACUUGAGCGGGGCCCUGGAUGUGGAUACCCCGAUAGCGUUCCUCGUGUUGCUGAACGACGUGAACAAGUACGCGGAAGAGCAGAGAAAGAAGGUAGUGAGCAUGGAGGAAUUCCAGGCCAUCGCUGGGAGGCUGAAGAUGGAGCGACAGAGUCUGGAGGCUGCCUUGGUUUUCUUCAACCAGAUGAGCGUGUGGAUGUACGUGCCGUCGGUCCUCCCUGGUGCGGUGUUUGUCGACCCUCAGAUGCCACUGGACAGCAUAAAUCGAAUCGUCCAGUACAGCUUCCGGGUGGGGGGUGGUGCGAUUGCAGGGCUGGCUGCGAGCGAGUGUCGACUGUGGAAGGAAGGGGUGGUGAGCAGCGAGAUGCUGAAGGGAGAGGAGUUCCGUGGUUGCUUCGUGAGGGGUCUGUUUGAGGCAGGCGAUGCUCUGAAGCUGUUCGAGAAGCUUUACAUUGUAGCUCCUCUGAACGAGAGGGAGUUCAUAAUGCCUGCCAUGCUCCAGACGGUGGCAGAGAAGGAUAUGGAGCGAUAUGUGCCUGCCCCCAGUGAGCACGUGUCCCCUCUCUUUCUCCACUUCCACAUGUCCCGCAUCGCUAAAGGUGUGUUCUGCUCCACCCAUACCUGCAUGCGCUCCAAGUAUGGGUGGACCACGGCUUACACCAUGGUAAAAAGUAAGAUAGUUCCUGCUUGUCUCUUCCGCAAUGCCGUGCGGUUGCAGCAUCCGACAAAAGCAGUUGAAAUUACUCUUCUCCAUGCUUUGAAGCAUUUCGAAGUUCAUCUCGAUGCAUCGCAGGCCGACCUGCCCAUCAUCUGUCCAGAAAUCCGUGACAUGCUCAUGGAUGCAGUGGAUAGUGCAGCGAGUGCUUUCCGCUUCAAGAAUUCGCGAGCCUCUGUAGCCUUCCAGUGCCCCUGCAGCCCAGACGACGUGCACACAGCCACUCCAAAUGAAGCCCACUCCAACCUCAUCUGCACACUGACGGGGAAGAAAAUUCGAGGAGGCCUUACACCUGCUCAGAGGGUGUGGCUUGGACCACGAACUGCUCCAGGUGAGACUUCGGAUUGUGUGUGUGUGUGUCUUGUGUACACUCUGUUGUUUGAUUUAAGUCAGUGUUGAAACUGAUAAUAGUGUUUUCUCCUCUUUUCCACAGUCGCCGAGUCAGCUACAACUUCUCUCUCGACUAGUGAACCUGUGUCGUCUCUCACUGACCCUCCCUCCCCGUCCUCUCCGUCUUCCAGAAUGGAUGAGAGACCAAAGCUGAAGGAGUUGUAUUCGUUCCCCACAAUGUCGGGCGCCACCAUUGACGUGAGGGAGAAGGUGGGGUCAAAGUUCGAGGACUUGGGUCUAGAUCUACUGGAUGACGACGAUGGCUCCCUGGUGGACCAGAUAGCGGCCGACUGCCACCACAAGUCAGCCGAGACCGUCGCCGAGAUCUUCAAGAGAUGGCUGAGGGGGAAAGGGAAGCAGCCGGUGACCUGGAGAACUCUGACGGACUCUCUCAAGUCCAUUGGUCUCUCUCCCCUGGCCUCCUCCAUUGAACACUCUCUCACCAGUAGUUCAUGAUGAACUCCUCGUGUCUUCAUCAUGGCUACCUUCCUUUCUCCACUCCUCCCAAUUCCUCUCACUCUGUAUCAAUUUUGUAAGGGCACCCAGCGGUAGUCUUCAUCAUAACCAUCUCUCUCAUCUCCUCUUUUCUCUCUCACUCUUUCCAAUGCCUUUCCCUGACAUAAUUACAUCACCAUAUUUUAUGUUCAAUUUGUGAUAAUUGUGGUUUUCUCUUCUCCUGUCUUUUUACCACCCUGUAAAUCUCUUUUUUGCACACGUGACAUGGCCAUAUGUUCUAUACUCACUUUCUUAUCUUCACUUCACUUAUUUUCUCACCCUCUCAUUUUGUACGCUCUCUUCUCAUUUUUGUACGGGUCAUUAUAAAGCAC
This is a messenger RNA of Geodia barretti, 2895 nucleotides long. The record is from the annotation of a GenBank genome assembly. NCBI's taxonomy places the organism in Eukaryota, Metazoa, Porifera, Demospongiae, Tetractinellida, Geodiidae.